Messenger RNA from Acanthoscelides obtectus, 1328 nucleotides. Lineage: Eukaryota; Metazoa; Arthropoda; Insecta; Coleoptera; Chrysomelidae. The record is from the annotation of a GenBank genome assembly.
GAGGUCCCCGACUUGUUGAAUCACUAAGAGACGUUUUGGUGACGUCUGUGGGUAGUAAUAUCGAUCUCAAUUGCUAUGCGGUGACAGACGAAAUGUUAGACAUGGCAUAUAUCUGGAAACAUAAUGGUAUGACAAUUCGUGAUUUGGAUAUUAAAAACUCAAAUAACAGACUGAAAGUCGAUGGUGGUUAUUUGCGCAUUUGGAAUACUACAUUCACUGACACUGGUGAGUACGAAUGCGUAGUGAAGUCAGCAGUAGGCAUGAUAUCGUCUAAAACGAGAGUUAUCAUAGAGGGACCUCCAGGGUCGCCAGGUGGCGUACAGGUGAUCAACAUACAGAAAUCGUUGGUGACGUUGCAGUGGACAGAUGGCGCAAACCACGGAUCUCCAAUUCAUAGCUACACAAUAAGUGGCCGUACAAGAUAUAAUCCAAAUUGGUUUGACUUAACACAUGGAGUGAGAGCCACUGAGAUCGACAGAUACACAGGUAGGAAGGAGACCACAAUCGAAAACAGUCUAACACCGUGGUCAUCGUACGAAUUCAGAGUAUCUGCGAGGAAUGAUUUGGGAAUGGGACCACCAUCUUUACCCAGCCCUAGACAUUCGACACCACCUGACAGACCAUAUAUUUCACCACGUAAUAUUGGAGGUUAGUACAACAGCAGAUUUGUGUAGAAUAUAAAAGGCUCAUUUAGAGUCAUAUUCUGGCAAAGCCACCCUAAACAUUUGAAGACGGGUGGAGAGGAGGAUUGGUAAAAAACAUGGAUUCUGACAGUCCUACCGAUUGUAAUAAAUAAUAUACUAUUUGGGAUGUAUUUUCAUGUAGAAUAAGAAAUAAUAUCGCAAUUUAUCGGAAUCGUUUUCCGAUCUGAGCAUUGUCAGCUCGAUAGUUGGCGAUUUUUAGGAGUAUUUGUACUUAUGACACUUAUUUCUGCUACCUUGGGAAACUAGAGUAAUACUUAGCAUUUAUAAAUUAAUUUGCAAUACCUUCUGUAUUAACUAUUUGCCGAUAGCCAAUCCAUUUAGCUUUAAGUUUUCAAUCUUACCCGUGAGUUAUAAGAUCGACGUCGCGAGAUCGCUUUUUAAAAAAGUUUAUUUUUAAAAAAUACCAAACUCAAAAAUGUAUUUUUUUCAAAAUUAUUACAAUAUUGUUAAGAUGCAACAGUACAAAGGCUUAAAUCUGACUGUAAAAUGUGUUGAGAACAAUAAAGUAAACUCUAGGCCUUCUAGGAAAUUAGUGGCAUGGUCAAAAUUAUUCCUAGCUGGCUGCGUGUAGUUUCUAGAGGGAAGGAAAGGAAGGGAAAUAGGGAAACCAAAUCUAGAUCUUAC